Molecule: messenger RNA, 2167 nt
Organism: Linum tenue
Lineage: Eukaryota; Viridiplantae; Streptophyta; Magnoliopsida; Malpighiales; Linaceae
Source: the annotation of a GenBank genome assembly
CCACAUCACGGCCACGGAAAAGGAAAUUAAAAAGCAAAAAGUAAGAGAAGAGCAGAGCAGAGCACAAUGAACUCAGUCGACUGCGCCACAGUUGUUCUUUCUUCUUCCUUCAUCUUCAAGCCUCUGGCCGAAGUCUUGAGAUCACCGUUGGCGUGAAAAAGAAGGCACGCAGAAGGAAGUGGAACUCCAAAUUUCCUGUCCAUUCGACGUUUUUGGAGACACAAACCGAGACAGUAAAGCAGCAGAGGAAGCUACUCCUGGCGCCGACGCAUGAAUGGAGAAGACCGCCAUGGCUGCCGCGGUUUGGAUGGUCCCAUUGCUACUGGUGUUUGCGCAGUUCAGUGAAGCUAAUGGAGAAGGUUUCGACGUUCGCCAGCAUCUCUCCACAGUGUCCAGAUAUGGCGCUGUCAAAGAUAUCGUUGUCAACAGUACCUUUGUUCCAUCCAAUGCCGUUGAUGGCUGCACUCCAAUUCACUUGAACCUUGUGGCAAGACACGGGACUCGUUCUCCAACCAAGAAGCGGAUGAGAGAAUUAGACAGGUUGGCUUCUCACCUGAAAGAGCUGAUAAGCCAUGCUGAACAAAAUAAAUUGUCUUUGGAUAAGCUUCCUGCCUGGGUGCGGAGUUGGGAGUCGCCAUGGAAAGGUAAAUUGAAAGGAGGAGAGUUGAUUAGUCCAGGGGAGGAGGAAUUGUAUGAUCUUGGAAUGAGGACUCGAGAAAGGUUCCCGCAGUUGUUCGAGGAGCCAUACCAUCCGGAUGUUUACGUGAUAAAGGCUACACAGAUUCCUCGGGCAUCAGCGAGUGCUGUGGCAUUUGGUAUGGGGCUAUUAACCGGGAAAGGGAAACUUGGACCGGCGGAACACAAAGCUUUCGCUGUUACCAGUGAAAGUCGUGCAAGUGAUUUAAUGCUUAGGUUUUUCGAAAGCUGUCAAAGCUACAAGGUCUAUAGGCAAAACAAAGAGCCUUCUGUUGCCGAGCUGAAGGAACCUGUCUUAGAUAAAAUUACUGCUGCACUAGUAAGCCGUUAUGGUUUAGAUUUCACUCGACAGGAUACAGCUUCUCUCUGGUUUCUUUGUAAACAGGAAGCUUCAUUGUUGGACGUUACAAAUCAAGCUUGUGAUCUUUUUAAACCUUCCGAGGUUGAAUUAUUGGAGUGGACGGAUGACUUGGAGGUUUUCUUACUGAAGGGUUAUGGUAAUUCAAUAAACUAUAAGAUGGGCGUGCCAUUGCUUGAGGACAUUGUACAAUCCAUGGAACAAGCUAUUAAGUCACAUGAAGAAAAACAGCCUCCUGGAAGUUAUGAAAAGGCAAGAUUGAGAUUCGCACAUGCUGAGACCGUGGUUCCUUUUUCAUGUCUGCUUGGGCUUUUCCUUGAAGGAUCUGAAUUUAAAAAGAUACAAAAGGAGCAACCUCUAGAUCUCCCUCCCACGCCUCCAAUGAAAAGCCACACAAGAGGCAGUGCUGUGGCACCUUUUGCUGGGAAUAACAUGUUGGUCCUACACAGUUGCCCGGCAUCCUCUUCUUCUAGCAAGUACUAUAUCCAAGUCCUUCACAAUGAGCGUCCCAUCCCAAUGCCAGGUUGUGGUGGUUCUGACGUAUGCCCGUUUGAAGAGUUCAAGGAGAAGAUAGUGAAUCCUCAUCUAAAGCAUGACUACACAGCACUCUGCGCUGUAAAACCAGAACCACUGAACGAGAAGCCCGUGAACAGCAAGUUAUCACUAGCGUUCCGUUGGAUCUUUGGGUGGGGAAGGGAUGCUGAUGCGGAUGAAUUGUAAUUUUGCAGUCACGAAGCCAGUAGAGAAAGAAGGGAAGUACAGUUCCACUGCAGUGAUGCUGUUAUGGGCUGAACUCACUCUUACUUCUGAUGGCGCUACUUUUGUCACGUCACGCCAUCUGAACUGAACAUCUUAAGUUCCUCCACGGAGGAACAAGCAUUGAUUGUAGGUUUAGUCAGAAUGUAACACAUCCCUAGUUAGUAUAAUGUUAGUUUUCUCAAGUCAUUUUCCUUCUGAAAACUUUAUGUAGUCUUCCCAAUAGUUUGCCUAAAGUCGAAUAAAACCCUAACUUCAUGAGAAAAACAAAUGCAAGUUCUUAUGCUCCAUCAUUUGUUACUGGUCCAUCUCCAGGAGGUCAGCUGUGGGAUGAGCUGACUUGCUAUUUGUAAAGCC